AUGGCAACUUGUUAUGAACUGGAACGUUAUCUCCGCGAUGAGCCGAAACUACAGUCUUAUAAAAAAAUGCGUACUGAACUCGACCCAGCUUGGGAAAUGUUUCCAUCACCUGCGCUUAUUUUUGAGGAACUGAAAAUCAAAGAGCAAAACCUCGACACAAUAUCAACUACAAGUUCAGUUUCUUCUAACUGCUCUGGCAUAUCUUGGGACAGUACAGCUUCUCAAUCACUCAGUUGCUCUGUAGUAUUGAAACAGGAACGUAUUGAUGAUGACGACGAUGGCAUUAACUCGGACAGUUGCGAAGAAAAAUUCACCACAUUGACGCCGCUCUCAACUCCAGCGUCCACUGUAUAUUCAACAACAUCAGCAUUAAGCAACACAAACUCAACUACAACUGCAGCACAACAAUGUCCAAUUUCGGAAAAAGCCAUAAAACUGUGCGUAGUCGCAACCAAAGCAAACAAUUGCAACCUUAGUAACAAUAACAACAACAACAACAAUGUUAACAUAAGCAUAAGCAGCAACAAUCAGCAUGAUUAUGUGUUGCCUACUUUGACACCGCCAUCAUCGCCCGAAUCGAUACGUACAAACAUUUCCAACAACAACUGCAAUAGUUUGCAGCAACAAAUCAACGCUAGUAAGCUAAGUGCAAACGACUUGGCUGCGCUUAUACAGCAGCAGCAGCAACAACAACAACAGAAGCGUUUAAGUCAAACACAUCCGCCAGCCACAACCGCCAUAUUGCGUUUCUCCAGCUCAGCUGCAACGGCUGGCUCCACAACAAUUGUUAGCAGCAAUAACAGCAACGGCAGUAACAAUAACAAGAAUUCCACAAUAUCAACAGUUCCUUUAAUUCAACAACAGCAGCAACAGCAGCCACAACAUGUUGCCGUACAGCAGAUUGGCAUACAAACUACAAGCGCCGCCACCAACACUGACCCAACUCAGAUGCAGCCACAACAACACACAAACAUUCCGCGCAACACCAUUGUCCGUCUUACGGCAGGCGGCAAGCAAACUGGCGGCAUAAGUUUGGCGCGCGUCAUACAAAUGCAGAACAACGGAGGUGGAAACGUAACCACAGCUGUGCUUAAUGGUUCCGUUGCUACUCAACAAAAACAACAGCAACAGCAGCAGCAACAGCAACAACAACAGCAACAACAACAGCAACAACAACAGCAACAUGUCAUCAAUAGCAUAACAGCAACACAAAUUGCUCAGCGUGGCACGCAACUUCAAAAUCCGCAAGUUACUACACUAACCACCAAAAAUCACCCGCGUCAACAUGAACACAGCCCGGAUACGAAACGUCGGAUACACAAGUGCCAAUUUUUGGGCUGUAAGAAAGGAUAUACGAAAAGUUCCCACUUGAAAGCUCAUCAGAGAACGCACACUGGUGAAAAACCGUACAAAUGUUCUUGGGAAGGUUGCGAAUGGCGUUUUGCACGUAGCGAUGAGUUGACGCGUCAUUUCCGCAAACAUACCGGAGCUAAGCCGUUCAAAUGCCGCAAUUGUGAUCGCUGCUUCUCACGUUCGGAUCAUUUGGCGUUACACAUGAAACGCCACAUGUAAACACAUAAUCGUACAGAUGAAUCGUUCGAUGGAAUACUUUGGUAACGUUUGACGGCAGGCGUCCAACAAGUAGUAAAACCUUUUUUAAAGUGCAAAUCUAUAGCUAAGUAUAUACUGAAGAAGGAGAAUAAGAAGAUAUAUUGUGCCAUCAUCACACAUACAAACAGAUUAAAUUUAAUUAUCCUAUU
This is a messenger RNA of Teleopsis dalmanni, 1760 nucleotides long. Its product is annotated as Krueppel-like factor luna. Gene Ontology annotation, biological process: regulation of transcription by RNA polymerase II. Bases 1 to 1572 code for a protein of 523 amino acids. The transcript is spliced from 4 exons. The record is from RefSeq and is a predicted model, not a curated record. Lineage: Eukaryota; Metazoa; Arthropoda; Insecta; Diptera; Diopsidae. Gene Ontology annotation, molecular function: RNA polymerase II cis-regulatory region sequence-specific DNA binding; DNA-binding transcription factor activity, RNA polymerase II-specific.